Molecule: messenger RNA, 462 nt
Organism: Medioppia subpectinata
Lineage: Eukaryota; Metazoa; Arthropoda; Arachnida; Sarcoptiformes; Oppiidae
Source: the annotation of a GenBank genome assembly
AUGCCUUACUUUGUGAUGGAAACCCUAUCCAAUUUUCCCGGACUUCCCGGUCUAUUUGUUUCCUGUGUUUUUAGCGGUUCCCUAAGUACGCUAUCGUCCGGUUUCAAUGCGUUAGCGACAGUCACUUGGGAUGACUUAGUAAAGAGAUAUUUCCGGAAUAUAAGUGGCAAAAAGCAACUUCUCAUCACCAAAUUUAUCGCCAUGACUUAUGGAUUGUUGGCGAUUGCAAUUGCUUUCAUUGUCGGUCGAUUGGGAACUGUAUUACAGGGUGCCAUUUGUGGACUCGUUUCUGGAGUGGGAAUAUGUUUGGCGAUCACAAUCGGAACCAUUAUAUAUCCGCGACCGAAAGGCUUUCAACUGCCCGUUUCGGUCACGUCUUGUCCGCCAGAAAUAUUGAGUCUCGUGUCAGAGAAGACAUGGAUGUCAGCCGCACAGAGACAGUACUCCGUUCACUACGAGCCA